UGGAAGAAAUGAAGUGGCUGCUGCUCUGUGAUAUAAACAAGCAGGCGGGGGUGACCCAGAGAGGGUGAGACCUGCUGGGACACAGACAGAAAAAGAGAGAGAGAGAAUUCAUGUACUGAGACAGAAAAGCACAUACAGCUAGUGAGAGACGGACAGAGGAGUGAGAGACAGACAGAGGAGUGAGAGACAGAGACAGAGGAGUGAGAGACAGAGACAGAGGAGUGAGAGACAGAGACAGAGGAGUGAGAGACAGAGACAGAGGAGUGAGAGACAGAGACAGAGGAGUGAGAGACAGACAGACAGAGGAGUGAGAGACAGACAGAGAAGUGAGAGACAGACAGAGAAGUGAGAGACAGACAGAGAAGUGAGAGACAGACAGAGGAGUGAGAGACAGACAGAGGAGUGAGAGACAGACAGAGGAGUGAGAGACAGACAGAGGAGUGAGAGACAGACAGAGGAGUGAGAGACAGACAGACAGAGGAGUGAGAGACAGACAGACAGAGGAGUGAGAGACAGACAGACAGAGGAGUGAGAGACAGACAGACAGAGGAGUGAGAGACAGACAGACAGAGGAGUGAGAGACAGACAGACAGAGGAGUGAGAGACAGACAGACAGAGGAGUGAGAGACAGACAGACAGAGGAGUGAGAGACAGACAGACAUAGGAGUGAGAGACAGACAUAGGAGUGAGAGACAGACAAAAAGAGUGAGAGACAGAGACAGGUUAGUGGGAGACAGACAGAGAAGUGAGAGAAAGAGAGAGCUCACGUGUACUAGGACAGAACAGCACAUACAGCUAGGGAGAGACAGAGGAGAGAGACACAGAUCUAAUGAGACAGGUGCAGAUCUAUCAAGACACACUCAUCUGGGAGAUCUAAUAACUCUCAAAGUGCCAGGCUACAGUGCUGUCUGUUGGGCACAAGGUUGGCACACAUGGCGAUGAAGGAUCUCACAGAGGAGGAUUUACACAACCUGCUGAUGAGUUCGGGUAACACUCGCCAGCGCCGUGUGUCUAGGAUGGUGGAAGAGGUGCAGAGUAUCAUGCAGCGGCUCACUUCUGAGAUCAGCAUUAAAGAUUCCAGAUUUCAGAGCAUCUGUAAAGGAGGCAUUUAUAGUGACAACCUGAAGGUUUUGUCCCCUUCACAGUUCUUGGUCACUGUCCCCCUGUGGGGUCUGAGCGGGUUUAAGCAGCGGAAGUCUCGCCGUUGGCGUUAUUAUACCCCAAGUGGUGUCCGACUGAUGACACCUGUCAUGGGACCUGAGAAGCUUCACCAGUGGCUGGAGAUAGAGCAGUUCAAGAAGGGCACUUGUCAUUGGCAUGAGAGUGACGUUAAUAUCCAGGGGGACCUUGUACCAGCCCGAGUGAUCAGCGUCUUUCAGAAACUUCUGCACAACGCUAUCCCUUUCUGCAGCCUGUCUGAUAAGGUGAGUGUCCUUGAGUCUUCGGGCCCUGUGUUAAGGGUGAGUGUGGAGACAUCGGAACAACUGGUGGAAGUGGAGCUGGUUCCAGCUGUGGAGAUUCCUGGUUACUGGCCCAGAAAAGCUCGAUGGCCACGAUUCCUGGCACGAUGGCCAUCCAAGGAAAGAGCUCGGUGUAUUAAGUCCUUUGGCUUUGACCUCCUGGCAAGGACAAAUUACCACUGGCAGUUCUCAUUCCUACGGGCAGAGCGCCUCCUACUGGAGGAGAUGGAUGAGGAUGGAGGAUGCCGUAUGAAAUGUUUACGAGCUGUUCGACAGUUAAAAGAAGACAUAUGGUGUCCGGCAAGUCAACCAGUUAUCACCUCUCACCACCUACAGAUGAUUGUGCUUUGGGCAUGUGAAAAACACCCCUCAACAAAAGCCUGGAAAGAUUUUGCUCGCUGUUUCUUGAGAGUUGUUCGUAGACUCUUAAAAUGUUCAAAACAGAGAUUCCUACGUCAUUACUUUAUCCGCAAUGCUAAUCUCCUGAAAAAUGCAGAUGCUACACAACUUGAUAUCCUCGCUGGCAAACUGGUGAUCUUCUUAAAGAACCCCUCUAUAAAAUCUGCUUUAUACACAGUGAACUCUUCAGUUUGCUAGUAUCUCAAUAUCACACAAUAUGAGCUCUACCAAGAACAUGAGCCAUCUGCUGACCCCAGGCAAACUGAGCAGAUAUUAUCCCCUGUAGACCAAGUGCAGGCAACACAUGGAGAUGAGACCUCUUGUCUGUAUGCUGAGCAUUCACCCACUUGACUCCCCCCUAGCAGAUCAUAUAUUAUCCCCAAUAUACCAAGAACAGGUCACCCGUGGAACUGAGACCUCUUGCCCAUCUUGUCUGUAUGCUGAGCAUUCACCCACUUGACUCCACCCUAGCAGAUCAUAUAUUAUCCCCAAUAUACCAAGAACAGGUCACCCAUGGAACUGAGACCUCUUGUCCAUAUGCUGAGUAUUCACCCACUUGCAGACCACACCCUAGUGGAUCAUAUAUUAUCCCCUAUAGACCAAGAGCAGGCCACCAAUGGAGCUCAGACCUCUUCCCACCCUAGCAGAGUGGAAAUGUUUUAUGAAAUUGCUCCAAGAGACAGUAGAUCAAGUUAACUGAGAUUAAAAGGAUAUUUAAAUAAUGAAAUCCAGGACUAUAUCACAUUGGUGUGCUGCAGUAACCCAUGUAGGGUUACCAACAUGGCUGUUUUUUUUAAGUAUCAGGUAAAUAGAUCUUUACAUAGCCCACAGGUUAUUAGUAGGUACAUCAUAGCCAGGGACAUACACAUCUAACAGAUUAAUUCCACCUUUAUUAGUUAAACUUUUCAUACAUAUUCUAGUAAUCAUGGAAACGUUAUUAUGUGGUAAUAGCUGCUAAUUACUAUUCAGCUAAUUCACCUGGGAGUUACAUCUCAAUGCAGCCUUAUACCCUCUGUUAUAUACACAGGGAUUGUGGGGGGGGUCCCUUUGUGUAUUUUAUGUUGUUACGCACUGAAUUAGUAAAGCAGUUACAGUUAGUAAUUGUGCUUUUUUCCCCUCUUUUUUUAAAUUCCUCAACUGCUCCUUUGUUACUGAGAGCAGCUGUCAUUUGUCUUCUUCCUGAGGGUUCAGAUAUUUGUAUUACUCAUUACGCCGGGCUAGAGUUUUAUGCAGUGCGUUAUUAUUUACUGGAGGUUUCCCUUUUAUACUUAUUGACCAAGGGUUCCGACUUUAUUCUACAAGGUCCCAGUAGCAUUGUUUCUAAACAUUUUAUGUACUGGAGGUUUCCCUUUUAUACCUAUUGACCAAGGGUUCCGACUUUAUUCUACAAGGUCCCAGUAGCAUUGUUUCUAAACAUUUUAUGUACUGGAGGUUUCCCUUUUAUACUUAUUGACCAAGGGUUCCGACUUUAUUCUACAAGGUCCCAGUAGCAUUGUUUCUAAACAUUUUAUGUACUGGAGGUUUCCCUUUUAUACUUAUUGACCAAGGGUUCCGACUUUAUUCUACAAGGUCCCAGUAGCAUUGUUUCUAAACAUUUUAUGUACUGGAGGUUUCCCUUUUAUACUUAUUGACCACGGGUUCCGACUUUAUUCUACAAGGUCGCAGUAGCAUUGUUUCUAAACAUUUUAUGUACUGGUUUUCCAGGUAUUUACAGUAAACAAAUAAAAUGAAAAGAAAUGUG
Molecule: messenger RNA, 3600 nt
Organism: Bombina bombina (fire-bellied toad)
Lineage: Eukaryota; Metazoa; Chordata; Amphibia; Anura; Bombinatoridae
Gene: MAB21L3
Product: mab-21 like 3
Exons: 6
Coding region: 933-2057 (374 amino acids)
Source: RefSeq, a predicted model, not a curated record